This is a messenger RNA of Hermetia illucens (black soldier fly), 1380 nucleotides long. RefSeq lists its product as uncharacterized. The coding region runs from base 332 to 670 and encodes 112 amino acids. NCBI's taxonomy places the organism in Eukaryota, Metazoa, Arthropoda, Insecta, Diptera, Stratiomyidae. The record is from RefSeq and is a predicted model, not a curated record. The transcript has 2 exons.
CCGGUGGAAACUGAUUCUAACCUGUUCGGUUAUCGUGAUCCUGAAGAGUUGCUCGAACAUGACUUGCUCAAAUGUGGAAGAAUCUCAUAAUAAGCCACCCUGGCUUACUAAACCAUAUGUUGCAGACGCGCUUGAAAUCGUGAAGUUAGAGAUAAUUCGGGCAUCCUCGAAAGGUGAUAACUAUUGUGGUGCUAUGACAAAAUUCAAGUGCAGUUUACAAGUGAUGAAUGCAAAGGUAUCCAAUCGGGAAGUUAUAUUUUAAAGUCCACCCUGGAGAAUGGAGCCGACUCCAUCGCAACUCAAGUGAUGGAAGGAUAUAACAUCUACAACCAUGAACUUGAAAUGUAUGGCACAAUAUUCCCAAGUAAUUUUUUCGGUGUUAAUUGCACAACCAUUCAUGCUCAAUGAAGAGGUGGAGGAUGCAUCCCUCAAUUGCUUAUUAGAGGAGAAUUCAGAGUGGUCUAAGCGUCUGCGAAAAGCAAUUUAUAGUAAUCAGAAAGUUCAGGAUAAUCUACGAAGACUUUUGCCAGUUAUAUCGCGAAGGCAAACAUUAGCAGAUUCGUCGAAGAUUUUGGAACAGGCAGAGUCGCGCUGGAGGACACUACAGGGGUUGCUGGUGCUACAGCUGAUACUAUCGCAAAUUCAGUUAUAUAAAUGGGAAGGACAGUAAAAAUUGCCUAACUGUGAAAGGAAUUGAAUCUCCACAAGCUGGCACAACGUUUAAGUGACAGGGAGGAGGCAUCCACCAGAAUGGCAGGUCACAGUUAAAAGGAAACGCCGCAUUGUGAUGAACAAAAGCAAAUGAAAUAAAAAUUGUAUCUUGUCAUUGGAAACUACCUCCCAGCCGGGAAAUGCUCGAAAAGCUCAUGAGGAAAAGGAGAAGGACAGAGAGGGGAGAGAGGAGGACAGAGGAGGGCAGAUGAGAACAGAGGUGGACCAAGGAGGACAAAGGAGGACUGUGGAAGACUGAGGAGGACAGAUGAGGAAACAGGAGGACAAGGGAGGACAGAAGAGGGCAAAGCAGGACAGAGUAGGAGCCGCGACUUUCGACGGAAUAAUAAAAAAAAAAAUAAAAAAAGUCUCAAAACUUGUUCAAUUAAUUUUUUCCAUUAAAACCACAGGACAAGGGAGGACAGAAGAGGGCAAAGCAGGACAGAGUAGGAGCCGCGACUUUCGACGGAAUAAUAAAAAAAAAAAUAAAAAAAGUCUCAAAACUUGUUCAAUUAAUUUUUUUCAUUAAAAAAAUACCAAAAGUAUACAUUAAAAUAUCCCUUCUAAUGUGCUUUCCCCCCUUAAUCCAGGCAGUAAAGACAAAAUAAAAAAUUUUGACCCAUUUUUGGAAAAAGCUAUCAACUGUAAAUUCUUUGAUCAAACAUAAAG